This is a messenger RNA of Chrysochloris asiatica (Cape golden mole), 957 nucleotides long. Its product is annotated as olfactory receptor 18-like. The coding region runs from base 1 to 957 and encodes 318 amino acids. The transcript has a single exon. Gene Ontology annotation, cellular component: membrane. Gene Ontology annotation, biological process: G protein-coupled receptor signaling pathway. Gene Ontology annotation, molecular function: G protein-coupled receptor activity; olfactory receptor activity. The record is from RefSeq and is a predicted model, not a curated record. Lineage: Eukaryota; Metazoa; Chordata; Mammalia; Afrosoricida; Chrysochloridae.
AUGGAGCCACAGAUUUUAACAAACAUCUCUGAAUUCCUCCUCCUGGGCCUUUCUGAGGAUCCAACACUGCAGCCCCUCCUGUUUGGGUUGUUCCUGUCUAUAUAUCUGAUCACAAUAUCUGGGAACCUGAUCAUCAUCCUGGCUGUCAGCUCUGAUCCCCGUCUCCACAACCCCAUGUACUUCUUCCUCUCCAACCUGUCUUUGGCUGACAUGUGUUUCAUCUCCACCACAGUCCCAAAGAUGCUGGUGAACAUCCAGACUCAGAACAAAUCCAUCUCCUAUGAGGACUGCUUGACACAAGUGUCCUUUAUUUAUCUCUUUGGAUGUAUGGACAGUCUGUUUCUCACUGUGAUGGCUUAUGACCAACUUGUGGCCAUCUGUCACCCCCUUCACUACACAGUUAUCAUGAACCCCCGAUUCUGUGGCCUGUUAAUUUUUGUAUCUUUUCUUCUCAGCCUUCUGGACUCCCAACUGCACAUUUCUAUGGUGUCACAACUUAGCUUCUGCAAAGAAGUGGAAGUCCCUAGUUUCUUCUGUGACCCUAUACAACUGCUCAACCUUGCCUGCUCUGAUACUUUUACUAGUACCAUACUGAUAUAUUUUAUUAGUGCUGUGUUUGGUGGUGUUUCAGUCUCAGUGAUACUUUUAUCUUACAUUCAAAUUAUUUCCUCCAUUCUGAAAGUCUCAUCUUCAGGUGGGAGAUAUAAAGCCUUUUCCACCUGUGGAUCUCACCUAUCAGUUGUUUGCUUGUUUUACGGAGCAGGCCUUGGAGUGUAUCUCAGUUCAGCUUUCUCAUCUUCUACCAGGGCGGAUGCUAUGGCCUCUGUCAUGUACACUGUGAUCACCCCAAUGCUAAACCCCUUCAUUUACAGCCUGAGAAACAAAGAUAUAAAGACAGUCUUGGGGAGGUUCUUCAGCAGAACAGCCUAUUCUCAAAACUUGAGCCAUAAUUUAUAA